GAACUUUCAACUUUCUUGGCUUUGCAGUUUCUCAGCAGGACAGUCGAAGUGUUCUAUUCGCCCGUGCAACAGAUUUAAUCGCGCUAUUUGCUCAAACCGCUACAGGAAUGAGUGAGAAUCAGUUUGACGUAGUUGUAGUAGGCGCGGGACUGUCCGGACUCAGCGCGGCUCGCAGGCUGCAAAAGAGAAACCCGCAACUUAGCGUCUUGGUUCUGGAGGCCAGAGACCGUGUCGGAGGAAGAACUGUAAGUAAAGACCUGCAUAGCUGCGAGGCGUGUGACCAGUGGGACAUGGGGGGACAGUGGGUGUCCAGCUCGCAGACCCAUGUCAUGGAGCUUAUUCGAGAGCUUGGUCUGGAGGUCUUUCCACAAUACACUGAGGGCAAGAAGGUGCAUCACGUGGGUGGCCAUGCCAAAAUCAAAACGUACACCUCUAGCAUGCCGUCAUACUCCCCGCUGGCCCUGCUGGACUUCACCCAGGUUCUGUGGCGGGGAUAUGAGAAACAGCAACCCAUAUCAGUUGAACACCCAAUGAGUUCUCCUAACGCUGAGCUGCAUGAUAGCAUGACUCUUCACACCUUCAUGGAAAAAUAUGUCUGGACCACACAGGUGAAAGAGGAGCUGGCUUUGUGUAGCCGUAUCGUGUUCGGCUUGGAAGCCUCUCAGGUCUCCUUCCUGUAUUUUCUGAUGUACUCCGCUGCAGCAGGGGGCACCCUACGACUCCUGGAGACCACACCUGGCUCGGGUCAAGAGUUCAGGGUCAAGGGGGGCACUCAGCAGCUGUCAGAAAAGCUAGUGGAGCAGAUCGGAAGAGAACGGGUUCGGCUGGGCGCCGCUGUAAUGACCAUAUGUCAGAAUUCAGAGAACAUAAAAGUUACAACUUCUGCAGGCACAGUCACUUGUAAAGCUGUCAUUGUUGCGUGUCCUUCUCACUUGGCAGCCCAGAUCCGUUACGAGCCUGCCCUGCCUGCUGAGCGCCAGCGCCUCACCCAGUGCCUGCCCAUCGGCCACAUGACAAAGUUUAUCGUCACUUACCCCACUGCAUUUUGGAAGCAAAGAGGUUUCUCGGGGGAAAUCGUGGCACGUCCCUCUGAGAACUGUCCUUUAAGCGUCACAUUUGAUGCCACCAGCCCCAGAGGCAGUCCUGCGCUGGUGGGGUUCAUCACUGGAGUACAGGCCCGUGACUGGUGCGACAGAAAGAUGUGGGAGAGAAGAGAUGCUGUGAUCUCCAGCCUGGUGAAGUACCUUGGUCCAGAGGCGUCCACCUACAUUCACUACGAAGAAAAGGACUGGGCAAAAGAGGAGUGGAGUGGAGGCUGUCCUGUGAAUGUAAUGACCCCUGGGAUGCUAACAUAUUACCACCCGAGUCUUCGAAAGCCCUUCGGCAGGAUUCAUUGGGCCGGCACAGAGACGGCUACCCAAUGGUGUGGAUACAUUAAUGGAGCCAUUCAGGCCGGUCAGCGGGCGGCUAUGGAGGUCCUGGCUCAGAUGUGUCCUUCUUCUCUGUCCCAGGAGGAACUGGACGCAGUGCGAGCUUCUCUGAAACACAGUGACCCAAGAAAAGAUUCAAAGUGUACAUCGUCUAAGUGUUAUUACCUCUUUGGCGUGGUAAUGACAGCGGCUGCUCUGGUGUCCGCCUACCUGUUGGCCAAACCAGAACUGCGAUUUAAAUGGUUUUAAAAGGAUUAUUGGCACCACUUAGCCAAUGUGCCUUAAAAUGCACAACUAAAAUAACAGUAAUUUACAGAUUAAUGUCAACUUGACCCAUUUGACAUUUACUUACAACACAUUUCUGAAUGAAACAGCAUUUUCAAAGGAAAAACAGAGUGGGAUUUGAUUGGAUAAUGAAAAGUUGCAUACCAGAAUAGAGCCAGAUGGUUGGUGGGAAGGUGUUGAGAAAUAAGAGGGCUUGGAGAUGUCAGCCAAAGAGGAAAGAAGCAUUUCAUAUGCACAGCAAGUUUGAGCUGAAAGUUAACGGAGACUUUUUUUUUUUUAAAUCGUGCAUGCAAAGGAAAUGUGAAUAUAAAGUCGUUAAUCAGUCGUUAAGUUUAAUUAUCAGUAUUCUAAAAUCGAACAUCAUUACAGUAUAAUCACUUGUUGUAUCUUGCACUUAAUAAUGAAACUGACUUUUCAGCUGACAUUUCCAUAUUUGAUUUUUCUCAUUUGCUUUUGGUGCAACAUAGAAUUGUAAAAAUAUGUUAUGUGAAAGGAAUAUGAAACAUCAAAGCACAGAAGUGAAGCAAACACACAGUGAGCUACAGUGCGUGAAGUUUUUUUGUCAAGCUAAAGUGCCUCUCUUCCUUUCAACUCCAUGAGAAUCUCUAUUGUUUUUAGGAAAAUAUAGCACGUUGGACACUCAAAUUUGUUAAGGCCUCUUUGAACAUGUCAGAUGAGUUUAAUGACUCUCAUUGUGCAUAGAUGCACAAUGCCACAUCAUUUUAGUUAAUAACAAUAUGGUCAGUGAAAAUGUGUCCAACUAUAAUAGACCAAACUGUAAUCAGACAUUUAUAUCUGGAACCAACAUUAUUGAAUGUGUUAACAUAUAAUAUACAAUAUCCCAGAAACAGUAUCAUUAUACAGUAUCAACAUGUCUUGACACUAAUAUUCACUCUGUAUACUCACCUAUUACAUGUGUUAUUACAUUAUGUGGUACUGCAUGUUCUUUACACACUGCUUAUUGUUAAUUGUUAGGUUUGUUCAUGUUCACUUGCAUCCAUGCAGAUUAUAAGCAGCAGCUAAUAUUACAUUUAUGCUGUCACAUUUGUGACAAUAUGUUUGGAAAUGCACUAUGUUAGCCAGCGAAUACAUUUAUAAUCCGUUAUUAAAGGAAUAGUUCACUCAAAAAUUAUUUCAUUAAUUACCCACCCUCGUGUCUUUCCAAACCCGUAAGGCCUUCAUUCAUCUUCGGAACGCAAAUUAACAUAUUUUUGAUUAAAUCUGAAAGCUUUCUGACCCUGCAUAGACAGCAACACAACUGAAUCAUUUUAUGGCCCAGAAAGGUAGUAGGAACAUCAUUAAAAUAGUCCAUGAACCAUCAGUGGUUCAACUUCAAUUUUAUGAAGCCACAAUGUAUUUUUUUGUGUGCAAAGAAAGCAAAAAUAACGACUUCCAUGUCAUUCUUUGAUGUGCGUUCACAGCAGUACCACGAUGCAUACAUGUAAUGCUGCUGGAACGACUUGAGGAUGAGUAAUUAAUGACAGAAUUUAAAUUUUUGGGUCAACAAACCCUUUGUUAUUUUAAUCUUUUUUUUUUUCUUUUUUUUUGAUAUUUGUAAUCUAUGCUUAAUAAUAGAGCACAAAGAAUCCAUAUUCAUUUAUAUGUAACAUCUGCACAAAAAGGCACUUAAUCCAUAUUGUGUUUUUUAUUUCUUUUUCUAAAAAACAUUGUGCAUCGAUAAAAUCUCAUGAUAAAAUGUCAUUUUUGUUUUUUUUAUAUUUUCAUCAACGGUAUGUUUAAAAUCAUUAAAUCAUAAUCUUGA
This is a messenger RNA of Cyprinus carpio (common carp), 3477 nucleotides long. RefSeq names its product amine oxidase [flavin-containing]-like. Lineage: Eukaryota; Metazoa; Chordata; Actinopteri; Cypriniformes; Cyprinidae. Gene Ontology annotation, molecular function: oxidoreductase activity. The record is from RefSeq and is a predicted model, not a curated record.